AUGGAAGAACUGAAAGCCACAAAGAAGCACUUGUGUGGAGAGCAUGACACCCUCAUGUGGCCCAUCACUCAACUCAGCAAGAGGUUUGCUGCCUUUACCAACAAGGUAAAGCAGCAGUGCCAGCAAUUCAAGGAAGAGGUUGAUGUCUUGCAGGCUGUGCUCAUGCCCACACUCAAGCAGGUUGAAGUGCAACUUGAAGCCGUGGAGGCCAUUCAGUUGUUGUUCUUGGCUGUCACUGCUGCCAAAGACCCCUCAGCAGGUGUGUUCUACAACUGCACAGAGCAGAAGACCAUUAUCAGCCUGCUUCGUCGCCUUCACCACAGUGACCAGCCAUACAACCCACUGCCAACAGUCUUAAGCCAGGCACUCUACAAACACAUCUGCUUGGGCAUUGUGCGCAUUGUCAAAGCCUGA
Messenger RNA from Acanthamoeba castellanii str. Neff, 414 nucleotides. RefSeq lists its product as uncharacterized. The transcript has a single exon. The record is from RefSeq and is a predicted model, not a curated record. Lineage: Eukaryota; Discosea; Longamoebia; Acanthamoebidae. Bases 1 to 414 code for a protein of 137 amino acids.